AUGGGAAAGAUAGUUACUCGACGUAUUCCGCUUUCUGGCGAUCAAGCAACAAGCUGUGAGUCAAGAUUAGACGAGGCGCAUCCAUACAUCGAUUCAGAGCUCAGUACUGAUAGUGAAUCUGAGCACAAUUUGACGUUUUCUCAUGAAAUUUCUGCCGCUGGCUCCUCGAAUUAUGCAACUAAUUCUGCUGACCGUAUUUUUGACAGCAAGAGAAGCCGACAGACCAAACUCAAUGGCCCAGAAGAAUAUAAUAAAAGUCAAGGCUUGAGUAUAGGACAGAAAAAGGAACAAAUGAAAGUAGUAGAUUUCGAUCACAAGGAAUCUGAUAUUCUGAAUCUGACCCCAAGGAAGCGACACCAUUCAGAUGAGUCUCAUCAAUAUGAAGAAGAAGGCGAACCCAUCAAACAUCCUAAAUCCACUCGAAAAAAAGGCAAAAUUCAACACAGUCUCGGAUUGCAAUUUCGACCCGGAAUUUCAGACCCAUCUAAGGUUAUAGGGGCUUGUUAG
This is a messenger RNA of Protopolystoma xenopodis, 507 nucleotides long. Lineage: Eukaryota; Metazoa; Platyhelminthes; Monogenea; Polystomatidea; Polystomatidae. The record is from the annotation of a GenBank genome assembly.